AUGAACAAGACGGCCUUCGAGCAGUUCUUCUGUGAGGUCCCCCCUCUGUUGAAGAUCUCCUGUUCUGAAGCCCACAUUGCCAUUGACGUGACAUUUGCCUAUCUCAAACCAACUUCAGACUCGCCCUCAGCUCUGGAUCUGCUGGUUUCCGUGUUAUACUCCGUGCCCAUGUACUUCUUCCUCAAGAUCUUGUCCUUCAUAGACCUCUGCUACAUUUCUACUACGGUACCCAAAUCCAUUGUCAACUCCUUGUCCAGUGACAGCUCCAUCUCCUUUCUGGGUUGUGUCUCGCAGCUCUUCCUAGUGGUCCUGCUUGCCGCUUCAGAGUUAUUUGUCCUCACUGCAAUGUCUUAUGACCGCUAUGCCGCCAUCUGCUCCCCCCUGCGCUAUGUGCUCAUCAUGAACAAAACAGCUUGUAUGUGCAUGGCAGCAGUGUCAUGGUUCAGUGGGGGUCUGUUGGCCAUCUUGCUUUCAGCUUCUACAUUCUCCCUGACAUUUUGUGGGUCUAAUUCUGUUCAGCAGUUCUUCUGUGACAUCCCCCCUCUGCUGAAGAUCACCUGCUCUGAAGUCCACAUUGCCACUGACAUGAGUGUGGCUGCUGGAUUCUUCUUAGAUGCUGUAUGCUUCAUUUGCAUCACCCUCUCCUACAUCUUCAUCUUCUCAGCCGUGCUGAGGAUGCCGUCCACCGAGGGCCGAACCAAAGCCUUCUCCAUCUGCCUGCCCCAUCUCUCUGUCAUCAUCAUUUUUCUCUGUACUGCAGCAUUUGCCUAUCUCAAACCACCUUCAGACUCACCUUCAGCUCUGGAUCUGCUAGUUUCCAUGUUCUACACCGUGGUGCCCCCCACUGUUAACCCCCUUAUCUACAGCCUGAGGAACAGGGAGCUGAAGGAUGUAGUCAACGUCAACUCCCAGAAAUGA
Tachyglossus aculeatus (Australian echidna) is the source of this 918-nucleotide messenger RNA. RefSeq names its product olfactory receptor 14K1-like. The transcript is spliced from 5 exons. Bases 1 to 918 code for a protein of 305 amino acids. The record is from RefSeq and is a predicted model, not a curated record. Gene Ontology annotation, molecular function: olfactory receptor activity; G protein-coupled receptor activity; odorant binding. Lineage: Eukaryota; Metazoa; Chordata; Mammalia; Monotremata; Tachyglossidae. Gene Ontology annotation, biological process: G protein-coupled receptor signaling pathway. Gene Ontology annotation, cellular component: membrane.